This is a messenger RNA of Stegastes partitus (bicolor damselfish), 1922 nucleotides long. It is a transcript of the gene snupn, whose product is annotated as snurportin 1. Gene Ontology annotation, biological process: snRNA import into nucleus; protein import into nucleus. NCBI's taxonomy places the organism in Eukaryota, Metazoa, Chordata, Actinopteri, Pomacentridae. Gene Ontology annotation, molecular function: nuclear import signal receptor activity; protein binding. The record is from RefSeq and is a predicted model, not a curated record. The transcript is spliced from 9 exons. Gene Ontology annotation, cellular component: nucleus; cytoplasm. Bases 83 to 1207 code for a protein of 374 amino acids.
CUUUCCCCGGGCACAGGAACGAUGACAGCGUGACGUUGGAGCAGCAGCAGCGGCAGCCUCCCCGACUAUCCAAGUCUCCCCCAUGGACGACCUCACCCAAGCACUCUCGGCCAGCUUUGCUGUGUCCAAGGAGCCCAACAGUACUGCCGGCCCCCACCCCCGGCUGGCCCAGUACAAGAGCAAGUACAGCGUGCUGGAGCAGAGUGAGCGACGACGGCGAUUUCUUGACCUGCAGAAAAUUAAAAGGUUAAAUUAUGUCAACCACGCGCGACGUCUGGCUGACGGGGACUGGACGGGGGCAGACAGCGAUGGGGAGGAAGACAUGGAGAAACAGGAGGACGGGGAACGGGAGCAAGAUGGCAAUGCAGAAGAGGAAGGGAUGGAGAUUGAGAGGAGGAAGCUGCCAAAACAUUAUGCAAACCAGCUCAUGUUGUCAGAAUGGCUGGUCGAUGUACCGUCAGAACUGGACACUGAUUGGCUGAUGGUGGUCUGUCCUGUGGGGAAAAGAUCGCUCAUUGUUGCCUCCAAGGGUUCCACUGCGGCGUACACUAAAAGCGGCUAUUGUGUGAAUCGUUUCCCUUCCCUGCUGCCCGGUGGGAACAGACACAACUCUGCCAUGGGAAAAGCAGACUACACAAUCCUAGACUGCAUUUACAGUGAGGUGGACAGAACAUACUACAUCCUGGACGUCAUGUGCUGGAGAGGCCACCCGGUCUACGACUGCCCAACCGAGUUCCGUUUCUACUGGCUCCAAUCCAAAGUCCAGGAGACAGACGGCCUAUCAGAGAUCGCUAAACGUAACCCUUUCCGGUUUGUGAGUCUCCAAAGCACAGAAUGCACAGUGGAAUUGAUUCAGAAGGCCCUGGCAGCAGAGUACAGCUUCAGUGUGGAUGGUCUCCUUUUCUACCACCGCCAGACCCACUACACCCCCGGCAGCACCCCUCUGGUUGGCUGGCUUCGCCCCUACAUGGUCACCGACAUCCUGGGCAUAGAGGUUCCUGUGGGACCCCUCACCACCAAGCCUGAGUACGCCAGCCACCAGCUGCAGCAGAUCCGGGAGCACAAGAAAACAUCAGGCGAAGUCCGCCCGGCCAACAGCAGUGGCGGCUACGAGUUAGAGUACCUGUCCACCCCAAUCCGGGACAGUGAGGACAAGCUGAACUUUUUGAAUCAGAAACCAAUAAGAGAAGCACACAUGGAGGUCUGAGUGGGGGACUUAACGAGAUGCAAAUUGUUAAGUCAGUGUUUCUGUGUGGUGGCGGCCCACAUAUGGUUCUUUAGAAUGUCUGCUGAAUGGUUCUGCAGAUCUGACCAAUUGCAAAGCAUAGCUAAUUCUAAUCCAGCACUGCUCUGGACGCCGUCAGAGUGCAGAUUAGUAGAGCAAUGCUGAAGUAUCAUACGGCCAAAAAUCCAACCUGAUAUUUGCAUGUUGUACCUGCUGCAAACCUGAAACACCUAGUUUUUUUGGGAAUGACUGCACAACGAUCUGCCAUUGUAAUUACUAUUUCACAGUCUGUAAUACAUAUACCGAAUGCCAAGGACCAUCGCAGAUCCACAAAUGGUUAACAAAAGGUGUCUAAUGUGAGACAUGCUGUGCAAAGUGCAGGACAGUAACGUUUGUGAAGAAGUGUGAUUUUGCUGCUCUGCAAUAUUUGCACUUCAGAAAGAUCGUGCAUAAGAAACAUCUCAUCCUCACUGCUGGCAGGUGUUUGCAGGUUAAUGCCUACUUCCUGGAAAAUGCUGACAUUUUGAGUAAAUCAUCAGUAUAAGCAACAGUAAUGGAGUGCUUUGGAAGGUUUAUGGCCUCCUGGUCAGAGUGUGUGAGCUGCGACGUGGACUUUUACAAUUUAAUGUUCGAUUUAAAAUAGCUUAGUGUUUUAAUGUGUAUGUAUCUAAAUAAAUGUUUUUUUUAAUGACCUACA